AUUCUAAGUGCGUAUGGUGAGAGAGGAAAGACAAAACAUGAGCUAGACAGGAGAGACAAAAUUGCUAGGGGGAUAUUUCAGAACCUAUCAGUUAAUGAAACUUGAUAAUCUAAAUUAUUUCAUCUGUGCCUUGUAGAAAUUAAGUAAAUUUAUUUCGAACAAUAAAUAUGGAUUUUUUUGUGGGGGGGAUAUUAAAAAUUAUUAAAAAAUGACCCGCGCGGCAUAAAAUGCAUGCAGGCUCUAUAGCCUAGCUAGGCCGGCAGGAGCUUCGAUUGUGGGGCGUAGUCCAGACUCUGCUGCUGUUGUCUGCCGGUUAGCCAAAUUUGGACUGAUUCUGAGGUCGAGUCUGAGCUGAAUUACUUAAGUUUGUCAUCAUGGAGGAUUCUGGUGAUGAGGUUGAAACGGCAAUAGCAGCUACAGAUAUACUCGACUAUACUCUUGAUGAUGUUACAAUUGAUGACAGUGAAUUUGACAUUCCUGAAUUAGAUUCAACUCCAAGUCUUGAAAGUAUUCUUAAUGCACCCGAGGAAUCAUUUGAACCUGAUAACCAUUCGCUGAGCUUCUUUCCUGGUGGCCCUGACAACAGUGAUAGUGUCUCUUUAUCUGAGACACCGGCAACCCCUGAUAAAUCUCCCUCAGCUCACCAGAAGAAGAAUAUCCAAUAUGAGGCACAUGGUUCAAUUCUGAGACAUGUGAUGUUAAGAGGAAUUGCAUCCCAAGUAUCAUCAGCUGCUGAUCGUGUAGAUGCAGGCAAACCCACAGCCAUUGCUAUCUCUAUCCAGAUGGCUGUUGGGACAUCACAUGGUCUCAUCCUUGUAUUUGAUCCCAAGCAAGUUUUAAGAUGGUGCUUAGGUAGCACAGCUGUAGGUGCUCAGUACGGAGCAGUGUCUGCUCUUAGUAUCAACAAUGAUUGUACGAGAUUGUUGGCUGGCUUUGCAAAGGGACAGAUGACAAUGUGGGAUUUGACAUCGGGAAAAUUGUUACGAACGAUCACUGACGCCCAUCCACCCGGCUCUGCAGUGCUUCAUAUUCAAUUCACAGAUGAUCCAACUUUAGCCAUAUGUAGUGACUCGGGAGGAUCUGUCUUUGAGCUCAGCAUGAAGAGAGUUAUGGGCAUGAGAACGUGUGAGUCAAGGUGCCUGUUUUCAGGAAGCCGAGGUGAGGUGUGUACCCUGGCCCCACUCAGAAUGGAUACCACUAUAACAAGUCAUCCACUCAAAGAUUUCUCACUUCUUGCCAUGGCUACUCUCUCUAAGGUGUUCAUUGUUGGACUGAGACCUAGGUUAACUGUAAUGUUUACAAAGCAACUCAGAGGAGACCCUUCAACUUUGCCCCUCCUUGCCUGGCAGUUUGUCAUCAUCCAGGUCACUGACACUGCUAAGGUCGUUGACCCUGUCCUUGCCUGUGCUCGAACAAAUACCAUCAACUUCUAUCAGGUGCUUUAUCAAGAAGAUGGUAACAAGGUUAAGUUUGCUCCUCUCCAGAGCAUAAUUCUCCCCUAUAGUCUUCUCAAUGUACAGUGGAUGAAUGCAAAGACUCUAGUGACAGUGGAUACAACGGAGAAGCUCCAUGUCAUCGAUGUCAAGUCAGAAGAAGAGCUGGAGGUCAUCGAUCUCGGAGACGUUGAGCUCGUUUAUGGUAGCAGUCACUUCAAGAGCCUUGCCACAGGAGGCAAUGUCAGCAAAGCAUUGGCACUUGCAGGGGAAAGGGCGUGCUACCAAUCUAUUGCCACCAACAAAGGACAGCUAAUUAUUCUUGGUACAAAGUCUCUUCAUGUAAUGAACCUCAGGACAUGGCAGCAGCGACUGGAAGUUUUAUUGAAGGCUGGCAAGUACAAGGACUCCCUCCAGCUUGCCAGCUCCUUUUAUAAUGGCAAAGCAAAGGCAGUGAUUGGUCUUGUAAAGAAGCAACCCCAGAGACAGGCAGCAGUUGCUGACAAGAUUCUUCAGAUCUUAUUUGAUUUUGUUGAGAUCUCAAUGAAGCAAGGACCUGAGAGAGGAGCAAUUCACCUGCUAGAAGAACACUUUCAAAGAGUUGUACCAGUUUGUGUAGAACAUUGCCUGAUGCUCGGGAGAAAGGACGUUCUGUUCGGAUCAAUCUACGAGAAGUUCAGACAUGACAUCAUCGCCAAGGGGGUGUACCUAGAGUGCCUGGAGCCGUACAUCCUCAACGACCGUUUGACCUCUGUGACCCCUGAGGUCAUGAAAGAUUUCAUUGAGCACUAUCGGGAGAAAGAGCUGAUAUCCAAUGUCGAGGCCUGUAUAGUGCAUAUGGACAUUGCAAGUUUAGAUAUUCAUCAAGUUGUAUCACUUUGUUGGGCUUAUGGUUUGUACGACGCCAUCAUCUACGUGUACAACAAAGGGAUGAAUGAUUACGUAACUCCUCUGGAAGAGCUUCUACAGCUGCUUAGAGCUGCUGUCAGAGCCAGCAGUCAACUGUCAGACAACCAAAUAAGACUAGGAAACAAGUUGCUUGUGUAUAUCAGUUGUUGCCUUGCAGGCAGGGCAUACCCUAUGGGUGAUAUACCAACACACCUAGUCCAAGAUGUCAAGCAGGGGGUUUGGAAAUGUCUGACAGCACUUCAUACCAAAGACCCGUCCCCAGAUGAACCAACCUACCCUAACCUUCGAACCCUAUUGACCUUUGACACCAGGGAGUUCCUCAAUGUCCUGUCCCUAGCGUUUGAGGAACCAGAGUUUGAUGCACCUCAGGAAGCUAAUUCAAUGCAAUCUAGACAAAGGAUAGUAGACAUUCUUCUACAAGUAAUGGUAGAAAGCGUUGGCUUCUCGCCUGCUCAGGUCGGCUGUCUCUUCACAUUCCUAGCUCGUCAGAUGGCCAAACAUGAAAACACUAUCUACGUCAAUAGAAUGCUCUUUGAACAGGUUUUAGAAUUUUUAUCCAAUCCAUCUGGAGAGACAAGGCAUGAAGAGAGGGAGCAGGCUCUCCUGGAGCUCUUAAAUGCAGGAGACCUGCUCCAGGUGGAUCAUGAAAGGCUCCUCCAGCUGGCAGAAGGAGCCAAAUUCUACCGAGUAUGUGAAGUCUUAUAUGAAAGAAGAAGGGAGUUUGAUAAGAUUCUUCUCUGCCAUUUAAGAGAUUCAUCAAGGAAAGCUACCAUAUUCUCGUACAUUCACCAAGUGAUGAUGGAGAGUUACUACACGGAAGCAGAGAAAGAUGCAGUCCAGCGACAGGCAAUUAAACAUCUUCAGGAUCUUGUUGCCAUAGACAGCAGAGAGACUGCCCAGUUGGUCCUGAAAGUCUUUGCUCAUUCGUUGAGUGAUGUAGUCAUACAACUUCAGAACCAACCAGAACUGCAGUAUGAAUUCCUUGAAGGUGUGUUUGAUGGCAGAGAUACAGGUAGCGCCCUCUAUGGACGAGAUGAGGCACAGCCUGACUGCUAUCUACAUGAGAAGUUCCUGGAUCUGAUGUGUACAUUCAAUCCUAAGAAGGUCCUUAACUUUGUUAUGAUGUCAGAGAAUUACAGACUUGAGGAAGCACUUCAUAUUGUACGCAAACACAAGAUGUCAGAAGCCACUGCCUUUUUGUUGGAGAAAUCUGGAGACAUUCAAGGAGCCUUUGGGAUUCUCAUGGAGAACCUACAGACUAAGGUGAAAGGUCUCUCGGAUGUGGUCAAAGGUCAUGAUGGAAGUCAGAAUGAUGGAAUGGAUAUCACCUUGGGUCUGUCCAAUGUGCAAGUAGUUCUAAUGGUUCUUGUUCAACUUUGCCAGAGGAACUCACCAAAGUUAGAUGAAGAAGGCCGAGAGACAUUAUGGUUUCCCCUCUUGGAUCUGAUGAUGACAACACAGAGAAGACUCAAACCAUCCUUUAAUGAGACCCAGUUUGAAAGUUUCAAAGAGCUGACAAGGCAUGUUUUGAAUAGCAUGAUGGGACAUCUCUCAUUACCCAGAAUCCUUCAGAAAAUCAUGCAGGAUCCCACAUACAGUACAGGAAGGUUUGGAGAGAUCCGUGAGCUUAUUGUUGGAAUGUUGGAAACAUACACAUAUGAAUCUACCUUGCUGAAGACGGCCAAUCGAUUAUUAGACAGGGAUCUGUACGGCUCGGUGAAGAACUUAACUAUGGCUGCCAAUAGAGGGCUCAUGCCUCGUAGAGAGAGCUGCAUGAUAUGUGGGAAGAAUUAUUCAUAUUCUACCGAGUCUGAUAACUUACUGAUCUUCAGCUGCGGUCAUACUUACCAUUCAACCUGCCUGCAGACUGCUGGCUGUUCAGCCAUGAUAGAUGGGCAGAGACACUGGACAUGCUUACAGUGCUAUUCCGCAAGGAGAGGGGCGGCGCUUACACCCAACAGGAGGCCACGCCUCUUCAGCUCAGGGGAGGAGCCUAAGAGAGGAGGCGGGCCAACAUCACCAAGGGGUGGAGCAGCAGGAGGUUCAAAGGAUACUGCCGAAGAGGAUGUUUCCUUGAAUCCAGAACAAGAAGCUUCUCUUGAAAAUCUCAAGAAAUGGACAGAAGGACCAUCUAGACUGGCAAUCUUGAGCGAGGUACUGCUUUCCCAGCGAGCCAAUCCUUCUUCCAAGGGCCUUGUGAGACCCAAUAGUAUUCUGCAUCAAGAAAGUUUUAGACUGAGACUAGCUCCACCUCCCAUUGAUGAAUGACAUCAUUAAACGUCAAAGACUCAGCGAUACCUCCUCUGCUAGUGUUGAAUGACAUUGUUCCUUGUCAAAGAGAGAGUUUUUGGACUGACACAAGCUCCUUGUGAUAAAUGGCAUUCUCUAUCAAUGCAGUCAUAGAUUAGCUCCUCCCACUAUAGAUGAAUGAGAUCAUUGAGUGAGACUAGUCUUUCCCCAGAGAUGAGUGGUAUUCUUCUUCAGAGAGCUGAAGCUGUGAUGGGCUCUUAUCCCUUGUGAUGAAAUGAUAUCGUGUAUCUAGAGGCCAUUAGACUGACCCUCUUACAAAGAGUUGCAAUUGAUCCAAUCAAUCACAACUAAGGAUGGCCAGCAACAUCAGCAUCUAAAAUGCAAAUUUGUUCAAAAUAUUUUCUAGAUAUGAUGAAUAUUCAUACAUUCAUUGUUCUCUUGAAGAUUCAUUGCAAUUCUCUUUGUUUACUAAGGAGAUUGUGCAAAUUUCCUGUAGAAGAAAAUUAUGGUGUGGAUGGAUUGCCAUACAGUUGAGAUUGAUCAGAUCAAUCUUAACUCUUUGUAAGACGGAGCCCAGAUUAACCCAAGGACUGAAUGACUUUAUUCUGAUAUCAAGAGAUCCUUGAACUGACUCUAGCAUAGUUCUAGUUAUGAACAACAGUGUUCUACAUUAUAGGAAUGCUAUAUGUUCACUCCUCCGUAAACAUUGAAUGUCAUCACUCGAUAUAGAGAGAUUUUUGAAAUUGAUAUGUUGCUUUCUCUGAGUGUUAUAUGAUUCCAUUCUUAUCCACAAAGUCUUAAGGUCCCAUUCAUUAAGACUUGUUAUAAUAACAAAUGCACUGUUUCUGCAUUAACAUUCUAUAACAAAUUUACUAUCAGCCAAUCAAAUUGAUGGAUUUUAGUAGCUUUUAACUGUUCUUGCAGAUUUGUUAUUAUAACUAGUUUUAUGAAAUGGGCCCCUGAAAUCAACUAAUUUCUCCUUGUGUUAGGUGAUAUUAUUUUAUAUCUCAAAAGCUGGAAAACCCAACGAGUCUCUCCUUUGAGACUGUCACUAUUUCUGGGUUUCACAAAAAAAUUAUUGUGACCCUAUCAAAGCUCUGAAACUUGAGUGCUGUUGUAGUUGGAACAAAUGUUUAAGAGGAUUGAAGAAUAAGUGUGGCAUCUGUGUAUGUGUAAUUUGUUUUCUUUUGUUAUUUAUUGACAGAAAUAUUCUAACUUUUAAGCUGGUUUGAUUGCCAUCAUUGCCAUCACAUAAAAAAUGCAGAUAGAUUUCAUGAACGACCAAUAAUUAGAUCUUCCAAAUUAAUGAUUUUUUUCAAAAAUUAUGCAAAUUUAAUAAUUAGUCUACACUCCUUUUUUGCAUUAUGUUGCAUUGCUGCCUGAAUCAUUGUUGAUAAAUGUAACAGUUAAAUAGUUGAUCAUUAAAAGGUACAAAAGAUAUUCUCCCCACCUCAAUAUAUCUCAAAUAUCACAAGAAAAGAUAAUUGAAAGGUCUUUGGUUUAGACUUCUUCACUUGCAAGUAUGUGGUCACAGUGUGUGAAGUUAUUCAUCUUUUAUUUUUUCUCAUAGUUUAUGAUCGAUGAUAUCACAAAAACUGCCACCCAACUGAAAAAUGAAUUUAUUGGAAUGGAUAUUGUUUUACUAGUAUUGGAUCCUCAUGAUGACAAGAGUGUUAGAAGCUUUCACGAUGCCAAGUCAUCCCCAAAUUAGUUGUCUAAAUACUGACCUUUGACCUGUAGAUUUCACCAUUAUAUUAUGUUGUAUUGUGGUGGAACAUAUUUGCAGUAGGGAGAAUUGCCUGUGCCAUUUUUUGUUCAACAUCAGUGUUUACAUUACAGCAGUAUGGUGGAACCAAGUCAAAAGAGCUCUUGACCUGGUUGCACAAAGACAUGAGAUUGAUCAAAUCAAACUGAACUAUGGAAAGCAAUCCAUGCCAUGAUUGUUCACAUAGGAGGCAUAGAGGCAGUUUUUGUUUGUAAACAAAUAAAGAGCAUGCUGGUUGGCCAAAGCACUGGCACAUCCAUGAGUGAACAUGAUUAAUAUUGAAGUGAUUAAUUAUGACUCUUUGGAAGACAGGGCUCCUAAAAUGUUAAUAUUUCUGAUGUAACAAUGAAGUAUUCUUUGUCGAAUUCCCCUUACAUUCUAAUGUUUGUUAACUUGCCUGCAUAGAAAAUUCAAGAUAUAGCUGCUACUUUCUCCACAGGUUUGAUUUGUUGUUUCUUUUAAACCUGGAAUAACAAUAUUCUUGCUUUCCAAUGUAAUUACUUUGGUCUGAAUGACCUUGUUAUGGGAGUUUCCACUCAAUGUAUCAAUAGAACAGCUUCAUGUGAUAUUUAUGUGCAAUUCUUAUCAUUGAUAAGUUUAUGUUUAUGUACAGUAUAUUUUCUAUGUAUGACAAAUUAAUGUUCAUGAGAUCAUUGAUAUACUGAAAUGAUAUGCAUAAGUUAUUAAUUCAUUUGAUGAAAUGGAAUUCCAAAUAAUGUGCUUGUGCUGCUCUUAACUGUAUAGAUUUUUGUUAAUAUUUUUUUUCAAGAUGGGUUUAAUUAACCCAUUUUAUUUGGUUUAGCAGGAUAACAUGCAUUCAUAUGUAAAGUGAACAACACAAGAUAGAGAAUAUAGAUAGGUAAAUAGAUAUUUGGGACGUGGUUCCUAUCCAGAUAUAAGACCGAGAUGCAAUUGUUUUAUAUUAUUGAAACUAUUAUCUUAAUGAUCAAGAAAAUAUAAAUGGCAUUUUGCAAUUAA
Lytechinus pictus (painted urchin) is the source of this 7335-nucleotide messenger RNA. Its product is annotated as vacuolar protein sorting-associated protein 8 homolog. Bases 375 to 4610 code for a protein of 1411 amino acids. Gene Ontology annotation, biological process: protein targeting to vacuole; endosomal vesicle fusion. The transcript is spliced from 42 exons. Gene Ontology annotation, molecular function: protein binding. Gene Ontology annotation, cellular component: CORVET complex; HOPS complex; early endosome. The record is from RefSeq and is a predicted model, not a curated record. Lineage: Eukaryota; Metazoa; Echinodermata; Echinoidea; Temnopleuroida; Toxopneustidae.